ACAGGGCGGGGCUUGUCCUCGAGCCUGCGUCACAGCGGCCACCGGGACCUCGACUCCUCUUGGGUUUCUCCGAGGGGACUGCGCAAGCGCGAACCCACGGGGAUUCCAGGGUCCAGGCGGCGAUGCAGACUCGGGGGUCGGAGGGCCGCGCGGGCGGCCCGUCGGUGCUGUUCGUGCACCCGGACUUCGGCGUGGGCGGCGCGGAGCGGCUGGUGCUGGACGCGGCGUUGGCCCUGCAGUCUCGCGGCUGCCGCGUCCAGGUGUGGACGGCUCAUUAUGACCCGGGCCACUGCUUCUCGGAGAGCCGCGAGCUGCAGGUGCACUGCGCCGGCGACUGGCUGCCCCGCAGCCUAGGCUGGGGCGGGCGCGGCGCCGCGCUGUGCGCCUACGUGCGAAUGGUCUACCUGGCGCUCUACAUCCUGCUGCUGAGCGGCGAGGAGAUGGACAUGAUCGUGUGUGACCAGGUAUCUGCUUGUAUCCCAGUGUUUAGACUGGCCAGACAUCGGAAGAAGAUACUGUUUUACUGUCAUUUUCCUGAUUUACUUCUCACUCAGAGAAAUUCUUUUCUUAAACGACUCUACCGAGCCCCCAUUGAUUGGGUGGAAGAGUAUACUACUGGCAUGGCAGACUGCAUUGUAGUCAAUAGCUCCUUCACUGCAAAUGUUUUUAAGAACACCUUCAAGUCCCUAGCGCACAUAAACCCGGAUGUCCUCUACCCUUCUUUGAAUGUCAGCAGUUUUGACAAUGUGGUGCCUUCAGAUCUCGAUAACUUAAUUCCCAAAGGAAAGAAGUUUGUUUUUCUUUCAAUCAACAGAUAUGAAAGGAAGAAAAAUCUAACUCUAGCUUUAGAAGCAUUACUUGAGCUACGUGGGAGAUUAGAUCUUCAAGACUGGGAAAAAAUUCAUCUAAUAAUGGCUGGCGGUUACGAUGAACGAGUCCUGGAAAAUGUAGAGUAUUAUAAAGAACUGGAGAAUACAGCCGACCAGUUUGACCUUAGCCACCAUGUUACAUUCCUAAGGUCUUUUUCAGACACACAAAAGAUCUCUCUUCUCCAUAAUUGUACUUGUGUGCUUUAUACACCGAGCAAUGAGCAUUUUGGCAUCGUUCCUGUGGAAGCCAUGUACAUGCAGUGUCCUGUCAUUGCCGUGAAUUCAGGUGGACCUCUGGAAUCUGUUGUAGAUAACAUAACAGGGUUUUUAUGUGAACCUGAUCCAACACAGUUUUCUAAAGCAAUGGAAAAGUUUAUCAGAGAUCCUUCCUUAAAAGCUACAAUGGGGUCGGCAGGAAGAGCCAGAGUGAAGGAAAAAUUUUCAUUAGAAGCUUUCACAGAUCAGCUAUACCAGUACAUAAGUAAAUUGACAGAAUAAUCAUGUAGUUUUAAAACCUUUUCUAGAGGCAGCUAGGUGGUACGGAGGUUUUUAAGGGCUGGAUUUGAAGUCAGCCAGACCUGAGUUUGAAUCCUGCCUUAUCCAGUUACUAGUUGUGUGGUCCUGAACAACUCAUGUAACCUCUCUUACCCUCAAUUUCCUCAUUUGUAAAAUAGGGAUAAUAAUAGCAUCUACCUUACAGGGUUCUUGAGGAGAAAAAUGAAAUAAUACAUGUAAAGCACUUUGCAAACCUGAAAAUACCAUAUAAAUGGUCUUUAUUAGAUUACAGUUAGAUUGACUGAACUAAUUGACUCAGUUUCUAGACUCAGUUGUACUUCUAAAAAGAAAAAUCACUCCAAAAUUUAUCUGGUGCAGAGUGGAUUCAUCAUAUGUUGAAAAUAACAGACUUAGGUCUAAUCUUUCUCAUCCUGUAAAUAUUUUUGAAAGUGAGUGAGAACACACAUCUGAUAAAUGGCAUAAAGGACAUCACACUAAGGGCACGCAGGACUAGAAGAGGAAGUUAGUGGAUCAUGUGACAAGACUGAAAAGAAGAUAGACAACCCAAGUGUUGCACUGGUACUGAAAGAAAAAAAAUUUUUUGAAAGAAAAAGAAAAUACACCUUGUCAUAUUAUUACUGUCUUUAAGAUUUUAAGACAUAAAACCUGAAAAAAUUCCUAACAUUUUAAUUAUAUUCUAUCUAGACAAGUAUUAGGGUUUGUAUGCAUUUAAACUACAUAGUCAUGUCACAUGCAUAUUAUGGUUUGACUAGAGAAUUUGUAGUUUUAAUUAUCCUUAACUGCCAUUAAACCAGUAUGUAAGAUUAAAUUUUAAGUCACAGAAUAUCAGCGCUAAUAGUAUUUCUAUACUAAAAAUACUUGUUCAGCUUUACAUGAUCUGCCAUACUUGUGGAAAAAUGUAUGUUUUUUUGGAAAAGAUUAAUUAUGACAUUAUAAACAAUGAUAUUUUUGUAUACUGUUUUUGCUUGCCAAAAGAGGGAAGCAAACACGUGUGAAGAAACAAAUAAAAUGGUAUUUUGGAAGCAUUUUUUUUUUAAUUUGAGGCUGUAUUUUUCAGUAUUGCCAGUAGGGGAACCAUUUUAGUACCAAAGCUUGAAAUCACACAGUUUAAAAAUCAUAAAGGAGAUACUUGCAAUAUAUAGCCUGCAAUCUGUUUCACAUUUUUUUUAAUAUCUGUAACAAAACAUUAAAAGAUGAAAAUAAGUAUA
Messenger RNA from Phascolarctos cinereus (koala), 2593 nucleotides. It is a transcript of the gene ALG2, whose product is annotated as ALG2 alpha-1,3/1,6-mannosyltransferase. Lineage: Eukaryota; Metazoa; Chordata; Mammalia; Diprotodontia; Phascolarctidae. The record is from RefSeq and is a predicted model, not a curated record. Gene Ontology annotation, molecular function: GDP-Man:Man(1)GlcNAc(2)-PP-Dol alpha-1,3-mannosyltransferase activity. Gene Ontology annotation, biological process: dolichol-linked oligosaccharide biosynthetic process. Gene Ontology annotation, cellular component: endomembrane system.